Colletotrichum lupini is the source of this 1047-nucleotide messenger RNA. Its product is annotated as glucan 1,4-alpha-maltohexaosidase. The record is from RefSeq and is a predicted model, not a curated record. Gene Ontology annotation, biological process: carbohydrate metabolic process. The transcript has a single exon. Lineage: Eukaryota; Fungi; Ascomycota; Sordariomycetes; Glomerellales; Glomerellaceae. Bases 1 to 1047 code for a protein of 348 amino acids.
AUGAAGUGGCACUGGGAGCACUUUGGUGGCACCGAUUGGAACCAGGAGAAUGAGCGCAAGUCCAUCUAUAAGAUUAUGGGUGACCACAAAGAAUGGUCUCGGUCUGUUGGCGACGAGCAGGGUAAUGCCGACUACAUGAUGUUUGCCGACAUUGACUACUCACACCCUGAGGUCCAACACGACGUCAAGAACUGGGGGACAUGGAUCACCAAGGAAUUGGGUCUCAAGGGCUUCCGUCUCGACGCUGUGCAACACUUCAGUCAGCGGUUCACGAACGAGUGGAUCGAUAACUUGCGAGAUGAGUACGGCAAAGACAUGUUCAUCGUCGGCGAGUUCUGGACCGCGGAGACCGAGCCGAUGAAGGAGUGGCUGGAAACGAUGGACCACAAAUUCUCCCUUUACGACGCGCCUCUCGUCUACAACUUCAGUCAAAUCAGCACCAGCGAAGGCGGUGAUUUGAGAAAAGUCUUCGAUGGCAGUCUUGUACAAGAGAAGCCCAUCAAUGCGGUCACUGUGGUAAUGAACCACGACACACAACCAGGUCAAACCAUGGACACGAAGAUUGAAGGCUUCUUCAAACCCCUCGCGUACUCUCUCAUCUUGCUCCGUCAGGAGGGCUAUCCCUGUCCCUUUUAUGGGGAUCUAUACGGGAUGAAGAAGGACGCGGAGCCGCCAUCCUGCGGGGGAAAACUUGCUGACUUGAUGCUUGCUCGUAAGCUUUAUGCAUACGGUUCUCAGGAGGAUUACUGGGAUGAUGCGAAUUGUAUUGGUUUCGUGAGGCGUGCAACCUGGGAUAAACCUGACGGGCUUGCCUGUGUGAUGAGCAAUAAGGGCCCUGGCGAGAUUCGCAUGGCGGUUGGCCAGGAACACAUCGGUGAGAGAUGGACCGAUUUGCUAGGCUGGGAGGCCGGCGAGGUGGUCAUUGACGAUGAGGGAUUUGGCAUCUUCAAGUGUCCAGGCAUCUCGGUAUCUGUAUGGGUUAACAAAGAUGCUCAAGGUCGUGCAAGGUUUCCUACCAACUUUGAUUCGAACAUCUAUCAGGAAUAG